UAAGAACUGGUGCAUAUUUUAAAGGUUGAUCACAAAGCUUUUCUUGUUGGCACCUAUUUUGGGAUUAAAACCAGUGAGAAUAUUAUUUCCCCUUCAGCAGUUCUGCCCUACAUAGAUAUUAAUGGAUCUGCAGUUCAAACCUGCUGCUGCAUCAACAGCAGAAACACUAACAGGAAGAGGAGGUUCUGAGCUACAUUAUGUCUUAGCUGUAUUUCAGUCCGAUGCUGCGACAGUCAGCAGCAAGACAUCAUGGACGUCCCAGCUCUCUGCAUCAGACUGUGUGAGACUUCUUGUCACUCUGUCUUUUUAUCCAGCAGACAAAUAUCUGGGCACUCUGUUUAAUAAACAUCUCCCUUCAUUUGUCUCUCCAGUGAUGGAUGUGUUGCUCCUGUUGGUUGCACAAGUUGACUUCAGUUACUUUGCUCAGAAAGCUGAUGCAGCUUUUCCUCGAGUUUCUCCAGACCGACUGCAGUUCUUUGAGUAUGAGACCGUCAGUGUGAGUUGUGAGGAGUUCAGUGGCUUGACUGAAUGGAGAGUGAUGAGGAAGCUCAACAAAAUAAUUCCAACAAAUUCUUACAACUGGAACUCAUCGGCACCGUCCUGCACCAUCGAUCCUGCCUUUCAAAGACACAGCGGGGAAUACUGGUGUGAAGAUGCAGAGGGAGAAACGAGCGCUGCUGUCAACAUCACUGUCACUGCUGGUUCUGUGAUCCUGGAACUUCCUGCCCGUCCUGUGCUGGAGGGACAUGAUGUGGUUCUUCACUGUAGAAAGGAGAAAACUCAGUCAAAACACAUCACUGAUUUCUACAAAGACAGUUUCGAACUCGGGACGUCUUAUGUAAACAACAUGACGAUCCACAAUGUUUCCAAGUCUGACGAAGGAUUCUACAAGUGCAAAUUAUCUGGAGCUAGAGAAUCACCGGAGAGCUGGCUGGCUGUUUCCAAACAAAGUGAUAAUACCACACUGCAAAAAUACUCUGUUACAAGUUCGAGAAAAGACGACGAGACUCGUCCUCCCCACACUCGCUCCCCUGAUCUCCUCACGCUGACGUGGACUGUUGUCACGACAUUGGUCGCCCUGCUGCUGUUGGUGAUGGGACUGUUUCUCUGCUGGAAACACAGAGUGUCAGCUGGUGAUAAUGCAGUUGUUCCAGACAACGUGACAUAUGCUGUUGUAAAUUACCAAAGGAAGAAGAAAGAGCCAGGAGUGUCCAGAGCAGCAACCAAGCCAGGUUCACCGGAAAGGAGUGUCUAUAGUAUAAUCAACUACAGGCCACGUGACUGAAGGACCGAGGAGAUGUUCAAAGCUCUGCUUUUGUAUUUUAGUAACACAUUUAGCAAAGGAGGAAGUCAUGCUGUGUAGUCACGCUCUGUAACUCUACCUUUUUAAUUUCUUAUAUAUUCUUCAAUAUGUAAAAAUGUACAAAUGUGUUAUUUUGUUACAUUUGAAAUCAUUGCAAAGCACAUGUUUUCUUGUCCUUCCAUUAUCAAUACUGUAUCUGUAAUCAUAAAGUGAAUAGUGAUGUAAAUCUGACAAACUUUUAGAAUCGCUUCAAGAUCUAUAAAACCAUGAAACAGCAGUGCAUUCAUAGACAAAAAGUAAUAAAACUCCAGUCCACAGUA
Molecule: messenger RNA, 1623 nt
Organism: Siniperca chuatsi (mandarin fish)
Lineage: Eukaryota; Metazoa; Chordata; Actinopteri; Centrarchiformes; Sinipercidae
Exons: 7
Coding region: 122-1285 (387 amino acids)
Biological process (GO): cell surface receptor signaling pathway
Molecular function (GO): transmembrane signaling receptor activity
Source: RefSeq, a predicted model, not a curated record